Messenger RNA from Xyrauchen texanus (razorback sucker), 1322 nucleotides. RefSeq names its product growth arrest and DNA damage-inducible protein GADD45 beta-like. Bases 169 to 648 code for a protein of 159 amino acids. The transcript is spliced from 4 exons. Gene Ontology annotation, biological process: regulation of cell cycle. Gene Ontology annotation, cellular component: nucleus; cytoplasm. The record is from RefSeq and is a predicted model, not a curated record. NCBI's taxonomy places the organism in Eukaryota, Metazoa, Chordata, Actinopteri, Cypriniformes, Catostomidae.
UCGGCAGGCAUACGCAGAAAUAACUUCUCUCGUACAGCGAAACGAGCAAAGGACUACUACGACUCCAAGCGAUAAUUGGAUUGUACUUGAGACCACACACUUGAACUGGAUUGUAUAAUUUCGGACCCUUUUCUGGAGACUUGUGGAUUACUAUUACUUGAAAGCAAAAUGACCCUGGAAGAAGUCGUUGGAUGCAAUAUUACUGAUAAAAAAAUGGACACCGUGAGCCAAGCAUUAGAGGAGCUGCUGGUAGCAGCACAGAGACAAGACUGUCUCACAGUCGGCGUUUACGAAUCUGCAAAACUAAUGAAUGUAGAUCCUGAUUGUGUCGUACUGUGCGUUCUGGCCACCGAUGAGGAGGACCAGGAUGAUAUUGCGCUGCAGAUUCACUUUACGCUUCUUCAGGCGUUCUGCUGCGACAACGAUAUCAACAUCCUGCGGGUGUCUGGUCUGAGACGCCUUGCGCAGGUGCUCGGCGAGCCAACUGACGUAGAUAACAGCGAGCCGAGAGACUUCCACUGCAUCCUAGUCACUAAUUCUCAAUGCCAACCAUUGAAAUGCCAGGCACUGAAAGACGUGAGUAACUACUGCGUAGAGAGCCGUUGCAAAAACCAAUGGAUCCCAUAUCUGUCCCUGCAAGAACGCUGAAUUACUCGCACUGCUGUUUCUGCAAUGAAAGGUUGAUCGUCAUUCUCUGCGAAUGAAAGCAGAAGAGCUCUGCACGAGCCGCCGUUGACUGCUGCGUCAUGUAAAGGGGCUGAAAGAGAGAGUGGAACUAUUGGAACUGUGUGCACGGUACAUUCCACUCUGCUCCUGCAGCUUAUCGUGUCCUCGGUAGGGGAAAAGUGGUCGUCUUGGUAGCGGAGGAAAAGAGUUGUUGGAACAUGAACUGUGGAAGGCUGCCCGUCGGUACGAGCCGUGAUGGGAGAACUUGCAGGCGGGCGGCGUGGGCGGGUACGCCCACCAGUUUCAUAUGUGCAAUGGGUUGGAAAGGCGGUGUGCGUCAGCGUAGAAAUCUACCCUUGGUUCACUAUUGCUGACUGCAGGACUAACGCAUUUUGGAACGCUGAAUAAAUAUUCAGUUUAUGUGAACAUUAGUAACUAUGAACUGUGUAGCUAUAUGGACUGCAAUUUCUUCUGUUUGACUGCACUGAAGUACAGUGUUAUGGAAAAAUUACAUUUUUGAAUUUUGAUGUUUGUUUGUUAUAUUGACAUGCAUACUAUGAAUUGAUGUAAGUUAUUUCCAGUAAUUUAAAUAUAGUAAUAUAUGCAUUUCUGAUCUUGUCAAAUGCAAUAUUUUUCAAUAAAUUAUUGAAUGAGAA